Molecule: messenger RNA, 2051 nt
Organism: Acipenser ruthenus (sterlet)
Lineage: Eukaryota; Metazoa; Chordata; Actinopteri; Acipenseriformes; Acipenseridae
Product: histone acetyltransferase p300-like
Exons: 3
Coding region: 347-1525 (392 amino acids)
Biological process (GO): positive regulation of transcription by RNA polymerase II
Cellular component (GO): histone acetyltransferase complex; transcription regulator complex; nucleus
Molecular function (GO): histone acetyltransferase activity; zinc ion binding; transcription coactivator activity
Source: RefSeq, a predicted model, not a curated record
AAACCCGUGGAUGCGUGACCUGGUGACGUCAUUCCGGCUGAGUUCACGCAGACGAUGAAUUUGAACGGGUUUUCCGCAGAACCUGCGCAGACUGAGCAAAGUCUGCGUAUCGUGAACGCAGCCUGAACCCGUGUGAGACACGAGUUACGACAAAGGGAAUUGUAUUUUGUGCUGCCUAAACUGAAGUCUUAUUUUCACUUCGAAGAAUAGACUUUUUUUGUGUUGUCUAGAAAGUCAAUGUAUAUCUGUUUGAUACACAUUUGAGCUAAUCCUAUUUAAAAGAUAUUACCGAAAAAAACACACACUUCCUGCAUACAAAAACGACUUAAUAAGAAGAGAGACAGCGAUGGAUCCGUUGCCUGGGAGCAGCUCUCAGGACGAGGAGCAGCCCGGAGCCUCCACUGAUCCUGGGAAGAGAAAGAGAGGCUCCAGCACGUUGGAACGUGUGUGUACCUGCAAGGAGUGCAAGCAGCACGUGGAGACGCGCUUCCACUGCACCGUGUGCGAGGAUUACGACCUGUGCAUCACCUGCUACAGCACCAAGCGCCACGAGCACAAGAUGGAGAAGCUGGGUCUGGGUCUGGACGACGAGAGCGGCAGCUCCGCCUCCACCUCCACCCAGAGCCCCGGAGACUCCCGGCGCCUCUCCAUCCAGCGCUGCAUCCAGUCCCUGGUGCACGCCUGCCAGUGCCGCAACGCCAACUGCUCCCUGCCUUCCUGCCAGAAGAUGAAGAGGGUGGUGCAGCACACCAAGGGCUGCAAGCCUAAGACCAACGGGGGCUGCCCCAUCUGCAAGCAGCUCAUCGCCCUCUGCUGCUACCACGCCAAGCACUGCCAGGAGAACAAGUGCCCCACUCCUUUCUGCCUCAACAUCAAGCACAAGCUGAGGCAGCAGCAGCUGCAGCACCGGCUCCAGCAAGCGCAGAUGCUGAGGAGGAGGAUGUCCAGCAUGCAGAGGGUGGGGGCCGGAGCUGUGACCGGGACAGGAGCGGGACAACCUCCUCCUCCUACUCCUCCUCCUUCCUAUUCCUCUUCGUCGUCCUCUUCCUCAUCUCAGCAGCGGUUGCCGCCCCCCAACGGUGGGGGCGGGGCUCCCACUCUGCCGAUCAGCACCCAGCCCCCCACCCCUCAGACUCCCUCACAGCAGAUGCAGACCCCUGGUCAGCUCACCCCACAGCACAUGGGUUUACAGCAACAGCAGCAGCAGCAGCAAAGACAAGCAAUGCUAGUUCAGAUGGGACACCCAGAUCUGCAACAGCAGCAUGCUGGGGCUCAAGCCGUGGGUCUGAACCAGGCCGCCCUCCAGGACCUGCUCUGGGUCCUGCGCUCCCCCAGCUCCCCCCUCCAGCAGCAGCAAGUCCUCAACAUCCUCCGCUCCAACCCGCAGCUCAUGGCUGCCUUCAUCAAGCAGAGGGUAGCCAGGAACCAGGGGGUUAGGGGAGGGGGAGUGGGACCAGGACUGGGAGGGGGGCAGCACCCUGGGCAAGGAGGAGGUCCCGGGGGGGGUGGUGUGGCGGCUGCCUAAUAUGAGCCAGCUUCAGCAGCAGCAGAUGCAGAGGGCUAUGGUGGGAGGCAUGGCAGCCCAACAGCAAGCAGUCAACCAGCAGCAGCAACAAGUGCAACAGCCAGGGAUCGUGAGAGGAGGAGGAGGAGGAGGAGGAGGAGGGCAGCCAAUGAACAUCAACCACCCAGCGAUGAACCCGCAGUACUAAUGCGACGGCAGCUCAUGCAGCAGCAGCAGCAGCAGCCAGGGGGCGAUGUUCUCAACAGCAGCCCCCUCCCAGUCUCCAGCAAGCUCUGCAGCAGAGGCUACUUCAUCAGCAGCAGAUGGGAGGCAGGCCAGUCCACCACAGCAACCCCAUGAGCCCCCAGCAGCAGCAGCAGCAAAUGUCCCAGGGCCACCGCAGCAGCAUUAUUAUUAUUAUUAUUAUUAUUAUUAUUAUUAUUAUUAUUAAUAAAUACCUUUUCUAUUUAAUUUUUCAAACACGUAAAAACACUCCAUCCUGUGGGAGUUAGAAACCAUGCAAAAAAUAAAUUAUGAAUAGUCAUAA